AUGCUACACACAGCUAAAGUCAAUGAAGAGCUGUAUCAAAAAGCUCGUGAAUUAGUUACCGAUGUACAUGCAAAAGUACUAAAGAUUUUAAAGAGAGGUGAGAAUGUUGUCGUUUCAAACGGAGAGUAUAUGCCAUGUUAUAAUGCAGUUAUUAAAGCUUGUGAUUCUUCCUAAGAACCAACCGCAAAUAAAGAUGAAAAAAUAUAAAAUAAUGAAGAAAGGCUAUUCAACUGGUUUAAAUAAUUGAUUAAGGAAUAUUUAUUAGGUGAUGUUUAAGAAUCAAAUUUAAUUAUGGAUUAAGAGUAGUAUAUUGAAAAGGUGUAUAAAUAAUAUAAAAAUUUUUAAAUUUACCUCCAUUGGCUCUCACGUCUGUUCUACUACCUUGACUAAUUCUUUUUAAAAAACAAGAAUUCUACUCUCCACGUUGAAGGUUUUAAGAUAUACAGAGAUGAUUAUUUUUAGAUUAUUAAUAAUAAACUAUUCAAUCACAUUGUAAAUUUCUAAAAAAUGGCUAGAGAAGACUAAUCAAUUCCUCGUGAAACUGUAAAAAGACUUAUUCAAAUAUACUAAGAAGUAGGCUUUAAAAAGACUGUAAAGCUAAAAAAGAUUGCAAACUCUUCUGAGUUCGCUUAUGAAGUUGACGAUGGCUCUAAGUAUUACGAAGAUAAUUUCUAAGCAAAGUUUGCGGAUGAGAUGGAGCAAUACUAUUUAAAAAGGGUAAAUGAGUGGAGUAAUUUAAGCACUCCAGAAUAUGUAGAAUAAGCUUUAAAAAGCCUUUAAAAGGAAGAAGAAAUAGCUUAAUACUUCUACAGCAAAUCAUAAAAGAUUAUUGUAAAUAGAAUUGAACAAAUCGUUAUCUAGCAAUAAAGUGAAACACUUGCUAAUAAUGAGUAAACAGGUUUAUAUUCUAUGCUUAAAGAAAAGAAAGAGAAUGAAAUGAAAAAUUUAUAUAAACUUUUCAAAAGAGUAGCUGAAACUCUUGACCAUGUAGCCAAAAAGCUUGGUUAAUACAUUAACUACCACGGAAAUAUUUUCAAUGAAUAAUCUGAUAGCCGUAAAUCAGAAGGAGUUACAUAAAAGGAUAUUGCAGUUGAAUUCGUCUAAAAAGUAUUUGCUCUAAAGAAAGAAUGUGAUCAUUUGGUCUAAGAUGUUUUCAACCAAGAUAUUACCAUCUAAAAAGCAAGAGAUAAUGCUUUCUAAAAUUUCUUAAAUAAAAAUGAUAAAAGUACUUUCUUUCUUGCUACUCAUGCUGAUAUCAUUUUGAAACAAGAAGGGCUUUAAAAUGAACAAGAAAUCGAAGAUCGUGUUUAAGAAAUUGUUGGUAUUUUUGUCUAUUUCUAUUCAAGAGAUACUUUCUUUAAACAUUAUUAAAAAUUCUUUUCAAACCGUCUUCUAAACGCUACUUCCAGAAACAAAGAAGCAGAAAAGUCAUUAAUAGCAAGAUUCAAGACUGAAGCAGGUUAGACUGGUGUCAAUAAAAUUGAAACAAUGCUGAAGGAUAUUAAUAAUAGUGAAGAAUUCAAUUAAGAUAAUAGAAAACAUAUUAGUCCUCUUGGAAUAGAACUAAAUGUUAGUGUACUCACUACAGGUAGUUGGCCUAUAGCAAAUACCUAAGAAAAGGUUAGUACACCUUAAGUUUUAAAGUCUAGCAUAGAAAAGUUUGAAUAACUUUAUAAGUCUAAAUACAAAGGUAGAAAUAUUAAUUGGUUAUAUAGUUAAGGUACUGCAGAAAUGUAAUUUAGAUCUAAAGAGAAAUAUUUGUUAAUUGUAAACUCGUAUUAAAUGGUUGCUUUGCUUUCAAUCUAAUCUUAAGCUAAUACAAUCAGCUACUAAAAGUUAGUUUAAAUUUCAGGAAUUCCUGAGAAUGAACUUGAAUUCUUACUGAUGCCCUUUGUUAAAUUAAAAAUAUUGAACAAAAGUGAUGAAGGAGACGCUUUUAAUAACAAUUCAGAGCUUUCUAUUAAUAGCCAAUUCUAAAAUAAGCUUAAAAAAAUAAAAUGUAUUCCUGGUGGUAAAUAAGCCCAACAAAAAAAAUAAAAAGAAGACGAUGAAGGCAGAACUUAAUUUAUGGAAGAAAUGAAUAGAGAAAGAGAAUUUAUUGUUGAUGCUUGCAUUGUUAGAAUUAUGAAAAGUAGAAAAACCAUGAAACACAAUGAUUUAUUCCCAGAAGUUAUAAAAUUAAUCAAUAAUUUUAAACCAGAAAUUCCUCUUAUAAAAAGACGUAUAGAAUCUCUGCUUGAUCGUGACUAUCUCAAAAGAGAUGAAAAUGACAGAAAUACAUUUAUAUACGUACCAUGA
Messenger RNA from Tetrahymena thermophila SB210, 2298 nucleotides. Its product is annotated as cullin family protein. The record is from RefSeq and is a predicted model, not a curated record. Gene Ontology annotation, cellular component: cullin-RING ubiquitin ligase complex. Gene Ontology annotation, molecular function: ubiquitin protein ligase binding. NCBI's taxonomy places the organism in Eukaryota, Ciliophora, Oligohymenophorea, Hymenostomatida, Tetrahymenidae. The transcript has 7 exons. Gene Ontology annotation, biological process: protein ubiquitination; ubiquitin-dependent protein catabolic process.